This is a messenger RNA of Canis lupus familiaris (dog), 1574 nucleotides long. RefSeq names its product NK3 homeobox 1 (gene NKX3-1). The transcript is spliced from 2 exons. NCBI's taxonomy places the organism in Eukaryota, Metazoa, Chordata, Mammalia, Carnivora, Canidae. Gene Ontology annotation, biological process: regulation of transcription by RNA polymerase II; cell differentiation. Gene Ontology annotation, molecular function: DNA-binding transcription factor activity, RNA polymerase II-specific; RNA polymerase II cis-regulatory region sequence-specific DNA binding. Bases 27 to 722 code for a protein of 231 amino acids. The record is from RefSeq and is a predicted model, not a curated record. Gene Ontology annotation, cellular component: nucleus.
GACGCCGCAGACGCCGCGCCGCGGGGAUGCUCAGGGCUCCCGAGCCGCGGCCCAGGGCGGCGGGGGCGGCGCCCCAGCCCAAGCCGCUCACCUCCUUCCUCAUCCAGGACAUCCUGCGCGACGGCGCGGAGCGGCGCGGGGACCACGCGAGCAGCCCGCAGCCCCCGCGCCCGCCGGACCCGCGGCGAGAGGCGCAGCCGGAGCCCGGGCACGGGGGAGGUGGCGCCGGCGCGCCCGGGGACGAGUGGAGCGGCCGGCCCCGCGCCCCGCAGGAGGCCGACGCGCCCGCGGAGGGCGAGCCAGAUAGACACUUUGAGACUUAUCUGUUGGACUGUGAAAACAGUGCAGGCUCCUUACCAAGCCUUCCGCAAACCUCGAAGCAGCCGCAGAAGCGCUCCCGUGCUGCCUUCUCGCACACUCAGGUCAUUGAAUUAGAGAGGAAGUUCAGCCACCAGAAGUACCUGUCAGCCCCUGAAAGGGCUCACCUGGCCAAGAACCUCAAGCUUACGGAGACCCAAGUGAAAAUAUGGUUCCAGAACAGACGCUAUAAGACCAAGCGAAAGCAGCUCACCUCGGACCUGGGAGACCUGGAGAAGCACUCCUCCCUGCCUGCUCUGAAAGAGGAGGGCUUACCCCAGGCCUCCCUCAUCUCCAUGCAUAACAGCUACCCUUACUACCCCUACCUGUACUGCUUGGGAGGCUGGAACCCAGCUUUCUGGUAAUGCUGGCUCAGAUGACAAUCAUGAGUGAUCAAACACAGCCUUCCCCAGGUUGCGUCUCUCGAAGGCAAAAGGGGCCAAGCUCAGGGAGGACUGAAGAGGUCUACAAGAGGUGUGUGUCCUGAGGUGGUUGGAGGUUUGCAUGGGCAUCCCAGAGCCCUCAGUGAUGGGCCAAUGAAAGAUGGGGGACUGCGAAUAAUAUCCAAAUGGUUCUCCCAACACACAAAUGUGGGAUGUUUUUUGCUCUUAGGGACCUCCUUGAAAUCAAGUGCUGUUUCUAGCACUUCUUAUGAUUUUACAUGAGCUGUCUGCUUCUGAUUGGGGUUUCAACCCCAUCUUCUUGUAUAACCGAGCAUCAGCCCUGAAAGUGCAAACCUGAAGGGAAAAAGGUACAUCCGAGACAAGGGUGUCACCUCCUGAAUUACACUUAAGUUCAAAAACCUCUUGUUGGCCUUGGAUUACGAUCAAGGUUCCUCUCUGUCCCUGUAAGAGAGAGGGAGACACCUGCCAUGCUCAGCACAGACUGGCAUGGGAUACAGAGAUGGGGAGGAGGAGAUGAAAAUAUAAGCUUCUUCUUAUUCCUUUUUAAAUAACACGCCAACCUAAGUAUUUACAGGGUGGCCCGAGUAGAACAAGAAGCAUUCACUCUGGUUUUAGGACAAGCUGUAUAAACAGAAAUGUACUGCAAGGGGUGGGCCAGAAGACUCUCCACAUGUCUGAAACAACGGCCUGAAGAGAAGUCUCUGCACUGCGGCUUGUUGGCUUGUUUUGUGUGUGUGUGUGGGGUGGGAGGGUAAUUACAUUUUUUUGUUAAUAAAGGUAAAAACACCUCCUCUGGACCUUUUUUGCCCUAGA